Lingula anatina is the source of this 2619-nucleotide messenger RNA. RefSeq lists its product as uncharacterized. The record is from RefSeq and is a predicted model, not a curated record. Lineage: Eukaryota; Metazoa; Brachiopoda; Lingulata; Lingulida; Lingulidae.
CGAGUGCAUUGAUGACAAAACUACACUUCAGAUGCCGAUGCAUAAGUGGAUUACUAUGGAGAGUUGGUGCGCUGCACGUUACUUGGAGGAUGGGUCCCCCAAAGGCCUAUAUACAAGCACGACCUCACAUAUCCUGACUCAGAUGCACAAGAGACGGACGGAAGAGAGUGAAGUCGCACCUGGGUCUGGGACGCGAGAAUGAGGGGAAUGGUUGGAAGACUGAGAAGACAUUGUCGCUGGCGGUUUGUGACACUUUUUGCACUUAUGUUCUGCCUCACCACUUUGAAUAUCUUUUGGGGUGUUGAUGUCCUAUUUGGAAGGCCUUUUUGGAAACUUGCAUUGCAUGCGAAUUUGAGAGAAGUAGAACGAUCAGAAAAAUCCAACCACCAAGCGGUUGUGGCGUGGAAGAAAAAUGCAGACAGCGAUUCGAUCAAAAUUAGAAAAAGCGUUCAAGAGCUUCUUAUCAAAACUCAAGUUUCACGCCGCGAUGUUGAUCAAACUUCAAAUGACCUUAAAGUGGACCACGAAGCAAAGUUUUCCCAAACAACUUUCGAGCUUGAAGAUAAGAACUCAAGAACACAUUUCGACAAGCGUGUCGCAAAGCGUAGUGCCAAGUUUACUCCAAACUACUAUCGACAAGAUAACGAAGAGGGGAAACUAAGAAUGAUAAGCUCAAACACGCACGCUACCAAAAUGGGAAAAGAAAUACCUCGCGAAUUUGCCAAUUUUGAUAAGAUGUCUGUAAACAAAUCAAAAUCUUCCAUUAAUCAGGCCGUAGACACCCAAGGGUGUGUAAUUACUGAGCUAGAUCCUUUCGAUCCAUCUAUUUUGAAAUAUUUGAGAAGACUUAAUCCCAUAACAUGCAAAUGGAACGCUUCUUUGACUUAUAUUGACCGGCAAAGAUGGCUGUGGAUUAACCAAACUGUUAAUCAAACGAUACAUUCCGGCAAAGUGAAGGACUGUGGGUACAAAACAUUCGAUAAGUGGCCAGAUUACGACGACUUUGUGCUCUAUCAAAAAGAUAUUACGUAUUUUCAAACGAGGGUCAAAGUUGUUAUGUCAGAUUUUAUUCAAGUUUAUUGUCGAGAUUCUGAUAACCGAACUAUCUACGAAAAUAUCCACGCUCACAUCAAAGUCCCGGAUCAAAGGAUACGUGACAAAAUUAAUCGCCUGCUUGCAGAUUCGGAUAACUUCAGAAAUGGAAGGUUUCCUUUGAGCAUUGCAAUUCUCGGUAUCGAUUCCAUGUCCCGCUCAAAUUUUGUUCGACACCUUCCUAAAACUCUGAAGUAUUUGCAAAAGAAAAUGGGGGCCUUUGUAUUUAAAGGCAUGAACAAAAUUGGGGACAACACAUUUCCAAAUAUGGUCGCCAUGUUGACCGGUAAAAGAGUAGACGGAAGUGCAAAAUUUCCCCAAGAAAUAACCCGUAGGCCCUGGAGCAGGGAACGGAUACGUUUUUACGACGAUUAUCCUCUUUUAUUCCGAAACUUUUCUCACAAAAAUUUUGUUACAAUGCUCUCAGAGGACAGACCAGAAAUGGCGUUAUUUAAUUAUUUAUCUCGAGGUUUUAAAGGGAAGCCGACAGAUCACUACUUGAGACCAUUUUAUUUGGCAAUGAAGGACUUUUGGAUAUUGGGAAAUAGCACAGAACAUUGUUUUGGCGACACUCCGCAACAUAUGAUCCUGUUAGAGUAUUUUUCCAGAUUUAUACAAACUUUCCACAAAGUUCGUUUUUUCACCUUUUCUUUUUAUUCGGAUCUCUGUCACGAGUUUGUCAACGAUGUCCAGCUUAUAGAUGAUGAUCUAGAAAAAACUCUUCGCCUUUUGCACCAAGCUGGAUAUUUUGAAAACACGUUAUUGAUAGUGCUCGGAGACCACGGACAGCGGUUUGAUUAUAUACGAGAAUCUUUCGUCGGUCGCAUGGAGGAUUUGCUCCCAUUUUUCUCAAUGUCGUUUCCAAAAUGGUUUUUAAAGAAAUUUCCAAAAAUACACCGUGCACUUCGCAUCAACACGGAGCGACUAGUGACGUUUUUUGAUGUGUAUAAAACUUUGACGCAUUUCCUAGAUUUCAAGGAAAAUAUUCCUGUAAAUGACGUGCGGAGGAGAGGGUUAAGUCUCUUUAAAGUCAUUCCGACCGACAGGACGUGUUUCAACGCUGGAAUUGACGAGCAUUUUUGUGCUUGUAAGCAACAGGUUGCCAUAGCAACGGACUCUUUCCCUGUCAUUGGCGUUGCACACGUAUUAGUGGGACACUUGAAUGCGUUACUAGAAAACCACACUGCCAUAUGUGAGAGGCUUUCGUUAUCUCGAAUUCUCGACGCACACCAAACUGUUUUCCACAAGGACAAUGACACAGUCGAGGAUGUGCAUGAAUACACUGUUGUAAUAGAGACAAUGCCAUCAAAAGCACUUUUCGAGGCAACUCUGAAAUGGUCAUCUUCCACAAAAAAUAUUGAAGUUGCUGGAGACAUUAGCAGAGUAAACAAAUACGGAGACCAGUCGAUAUGUGUAAAGGAUGCCAAACUCAGACGUGUUUGUUAUUGUAAAAAUCAAUAUAAAAACGCAACGGAUUCGAAUGCGAACUCAAAUAUUUUCAAAACGCAGAUGAUUAAGCUUAAAUAA